Messenger RNA from Aaosphaeria arxii CBS 175.79, 1794 nucleotides. RefSeq lists its product as uncharacterized. The record is from RefSeq and is a predicted model, not a curated record. The transcript is spliced from 5 exons. Gene Ontology annotation, biological process: endocytosis; actin cortical patch localization; actin filament organization. The coding region runs from base 337 to 1551 and encodes 404 amino acids. Gene Ontology annotation, molecular function: phosphatidylinositol binding; ubiquitin binding. Gene Ontology annotation, cellular component: actin cortical patch. Lineage: Eukaryota; Fungi; Ascomycota; Dothideomycetes; Pleosporales.
GUCUAUCAAUGCAGUUAAUCCCCGUUUAACAGCCACCGAUCAACAGUAAACUUCACAUGAACGAGGCGUAAAGCUCAAAUUUACAAACGAACAUCGACGUUACCACCGUCAUUCUUGUCUUUAUUAAUACCCUUCCUAGAUUCUAUUGCUAGCGUUGCGCGCGCUUAACAUAUCCACAGCCCCUCCUUAUCUUCUCUGGAGGCAUACACCAUCAUAAUCAAAGGAUUCUUCUCAGUCCCUACCACCCGUGGAAAGCUUUUAGUCUACUCAUAAUUCGCUCUCAUACAUUGGACGACCUGGAUCCGUACCGAGCUUUCUAUUCGACUACUCCCCAGGAUGCCGAAACACGCUUACUCGGCCGUCACGGUCACCAUUGAUCGCCUCACAGCUGAACAGUACGAAGAGAAUGAUAUUGCAGGUCUCGUAGACCUGAUCGAAGUUAUCAGGAUACAGGAGUCGGGUCCUACCGAAGCUGCUCGAGCCCUCCGUAAGAAACUUAAAUAUGGAAAUGCGCAUCGCCAACUGCGUGCUCUCGUCAUUCUUGACGGUCUGAUUCAAAACGCCGGCACCAGAUUCCAAAAGUCAUUUGCUGACGAGCCACUGCUCGAGCGCCUCAGACUUCUCGCCAAGGAUGAGAUGGUGGAUUCAGACGUUCGUCAAAAGGUCAAUGUGCUCUUUCGACAAUGGGCAGUUGCAUACAAAACUACGCCAGGAUUGAGCGGCAUUGCAACACUCUAUAAGCAGCUCCCACGCACGAAAAGGCCUCAACCUCAGCAAUCCAAAGUCGUUCGCGAGACAGAAGCAGAAGCACAUGAUGAGGAUCAUUCUCCGCCAUCAUCGCCCCAGCCUGCUCGACGGGCUGCUCCAGCUCCUCCAUCGUUCCCACAUGGAUCGUCAUCAUCAGCUGGUAGAACAGUCGCACUCGGCUCAGCUCCUCUUCCCAACACAUCACUGUUCAAGAAAGACAAGAAGGGAAAAUCUAAGCCAUUCAAUCUUGAAAAGGAAAAGCAUCAACUUCUCGAGACGAUUGCGUCCGCUACAGUUGCGAGCACUAGUUUGAUGAAUGGAAUGCAACUGAUCAAUCGUGAGGUCCAGCGCGUUAGCGAAAACCCUGAAGUUGUAAAGCGAUUUGAGACGUGCAAAGUUCUUCGGCGACAGAUUCUGCGCUAUAUCCAACUCGUGGAGUCGGAACAGUACAUCGGCAGUCUUUUGAGUGCUAACGACGAACUUGUCAAAGCCCUAAUGGCCUACGAGAUCAUGGACAAGAGCAUCGACGACGAUAGCGACAGUGACCAUGAAGACCCAGCGCCACCUCCAAGGGUCGCAACCCGGAGCCCCGAAGCGGCCAUGGCAAAUCUACAAAUAGACGAAGCUCCUCCAGCGAAGCCACCGAGGCCUACCAGUAUCCCAAUGCCACCUGUCCCUGCUCCGGCAACUGGCAAACAGCGUGCAGAUCCAGAGCCCGAAGAGGAUGACGACGAUCCUUUCAGUGAUGCUAAUGUGGUACAGACCCCCUGGGAAAGGGGCGAGCCUACAUGGAGAGAUGUUUAAUAUAGGCACUCCUUCGUUUCCCUCAAAUGUUGAAUAAGUCAUAGGCUUAUUUUUCUUAUGCUCUCAUGGCUAUAUCCUUGGGUACCUUGGGUUCGGAUUUCGACACGAACGGAGCUGGUGUAUAGAACACGGAUUUCCUACUUGUAAUUGCUGUCGACCGGGCAUUUCCAGUAUCGACAAUGUUGAUUUGAAAGCGCUCAUGACGAGCCACAAAUUACUCAACAAUGAAUACCAUAUCACCAC